UUGAUAAAGGUUGCAAAGGGAUCGCUGCGUUUGUGAUCGGCAGAGAGGAGCAGAACCAAGCGCCAACCGGGACCUGCCUUUCUGCACCACUGCGCUGCCUCCGGUGAAGAGUUUUUUAAAGGGUGUUUUGUGUGCGUGUUCUGUCUCGAUCUGAAUUGUUCGAGCCCUGGAGGUUUGAGAAAAUUGGUUAAAAGAAAAGCCCAGAGCGGGAAUGGCAAGAUGAGCUGUGCCAUGUUCUUCUUACUCGGCUUUAGCUUUUAACCCUUGUAGUGCUUUCCCGUGGAAAACCUCUCCAGGCCAGCUAGCACCAGGAACUGGAUGUAACAGCCGGGUCGCCGCUGCGGUCUAUUGUCGGGUGGUGUCUACUUGUGUGAGGGACGGUAUGAAUUACAGAGAAAUAAUGCAUUCAGUUGGCUGCAGUAACACUAGCUGCUGUCAGUCUGUGAAGGAGGUGAAUCUCGGUGCAGAAGAUGUGAGUAGUGAUGACCAAUUUGACUUGUGUUCUUCUCAACCGGACAAACUUUAUGGAAACAGCUACAAGCCAAUAAGCUGCAUUAAACAAGAGUCGCUGGAGGAACCGAAUUCACAAAUAGAUGUUGAAAUAAACGCAGAAGCCCAGGAUGAUAUGAAACGAAGGAAAAACAUUUUCCGAGCAGGGAAACGAGGAAGACCUUCAGGGACGACAAAAGCUGCUGGGUACAGAACCAGUACAGGCCGACCUUUGGGAACAACAAAGGCAGCUGGGUUUAAGACCAGCCCAGGCAGGCCCUUGGGCACAACCAAGGCAGCGGGAUACCGCGUCAGCCCAGGGAGACCGCCAGGUACCAUGAAAACUCUCUCCCACAUAUCAGGUUUCGAUUUCCCAUCAGGCAGUAGUGUUACUUUUAGCUAUUCAAUGGUCCAUAAAAAGCAUUACGUGGACCAUCCCACAAAUAGAAACACGGAGCUGAAUCAGUAAAACACCUGCUUUGUUUUUCUAUAAUCUAUUUGUUCCUUGACAAAGUAGGGUAACUUUUUAUACAACAUAUUGAUCUGCACACCCAUACUAUAUGAUUAUAACCAACUUGUUGUGGAACCUAGGCUCUAAAAUAGAACUAACUGCCUUUGGAAAAUUACACGUAUUAGUUACAAUAUCUCUUUGAUACCGGUUUUGCUGCAAACUACAGUAUCAUUUUGAAUGAUUUAUUCACUGGGGUCCAGUUUCAAACAUGAUUUCCACUUUACGAGAAGGCUGUACAUAUUUGAGUAGAAGGAAAGAUAAAGAGGGAAAGCUGGAUGUCCUGGGAUCUGCUGUAGUUCAAAGUAUAUAUAGUUCCACCUGAUUAAUUUUGGCCCUGUUGCAAUUAAUAAUUGCCAAGGCAACCAUACUGAAUUUUCCUUAUUUUAUAUACUUAGUUGUGGGAAAAAGAAUAUGAAUGAUUAUAAGAAGACCUGGUGCUUGCAGGUGUAACAAUGAUGGCAUUCAUGAGCUACUGGGGUUCCUUUGACUGGUGAAGUGCAAUUUUCAAUUAUUUUAAUUACGCUAUUUUUGCCUUUGGGAAAUUUGAGAAAGGGAUAGGGCAUUAGUCUCCACAAAGACUUGUCUUAAAGAAGUUCAGCUGAAAGCAGCAGUCAACUGAUGUAGACUGUCUUAUAAAGGUAAGCUUAUGAAUGAAGCGGCUAUGAAAGGUGUGCACAGCAGCACUUCAUGAAAAAUAAUUAUCACUGAGUUUAGUUAAUAUUCUGAAAUGAUGAUUAUCAACAUGGUAUAGAACUUUGUGUGACAACCCGUGCUUUACAAAAGCCUUGCUGGUAACCAUAAUCUUUAUUUCCCCGUGAUUACAAAAUGCUGCAAAUCACUCAGUCUGGCUUCCAAAGCAUUUUUAGGGGUACUGCUACAUAUACUGUAUUUUUGAUGUUCAGUCAAUCUAAUGUGAAUCCUGCAGGGGCUGAAGUUAGGUAUCACUUGAUCUGAUUCUCAACUUUUGUGAAUUAACUACUGGAAUAUCUUAAGAUUUACUUUUAAAGUAACAUAUUUGUUAAUAGAAGCCAGAUGUUUACUCUUGUUUCUUGUGAUACACUGCAGUAGGAUGGAGAUAAAUACCUGGUUAGUUAAAUGGAAUAACAGAUUUCUAAGGAUUUUGAUGCAGGAUUGAUCAAAGGAACAAAACCAGCUUUUCAGAAAGGUUGACUUUAUGUGCGUGGAAUUCAAUCCUUGGAUGAUCUCCCACAACUGAGGCAGAACACUGCAAAACAAAAAUAAUGCCUAAACUGUGAAAUUGUUGUAAAUGUCAUGUAAUAAGUUACAAAUUUUCACUUAGAAAUGCUACUCUUCUGUUAAAUUUUUAAUGUGGGCUCCAAUUUUAAUUUAGACACUCAGAAGCUUGAGAAAAGAGACAGAGUUGUGGUUAGACUGAAACCAGUUAUUCAUUGGCUCUGCCACUUUCACUCAAAUUUCACUAGUAGAAUGUUAAUGAAUAUUUUGUGACUUGCAUGCUUGUAAGACAAAAAAUAAUCAUUCACAUUUUACUCUGAAGGCCAUCUCCUUCAGUUGUGGUGGCUAUUACAAUCUCCAACAAGCUAACUGUAGUGUUGUUUGGCCUGGGACUUAUAAGGUGUCAGUUUUAAAAUUGUGACAACUAGUUAAUCAUUCAUUGGUAUUGCAUCAUAGUUAAUGUGUUUUGUAAAAUAAAAAACCUUACUUGCAUGGCACUCUGUGUCUGAAAUGCAUUUAAAAUCAAAUGCAAUGUAAUAUGAAGCCUAUUUUUGCAAAGCUAUACAAUAUUUCUCUAUUUCUCUCUAUUAGUAUUUAACAGGCAAAAGCAAGAUCGAAGAAAAACUCAACAGCCAGAGAGUUGAGCACUGUUCUUAACGCUUCUGCUUAAUCACAAUUGGACAUACAAAAGAUUUAAAAAAAGACAACUACACGAAUCGUUCCUAGAAAGGCAGGUUUUCCACAUUUAUUAAAUGUACUACUGUAAUGAUAACACUGGUUUCAUCAGAAGUAUUCCAUUGUAUAUGUAUGUCUUUAAGGUUUAAUUACAUAUUUGUAGCAUCCAUUGUGGCUGAAUGUCCUCACUAAUCCAACACUUGAGAUAUAAUCUACUUUCAAGAAUAUACCUCAGACUGUUUUUGCAUUGCCAGCAUUCCUAAACUGGACACUAGUUACCUGUUCCAUAAUAGAACCAUUUUUCUUUUCAGAAAUCCUUGCAGACAUGUUUUAAAUGGACUUAAAAGUGAAAUGUAUCCAAGACUGAUACAGUAAUAACUGCUUCAGAACUGUACAUGUGUGAUGCUUAGAGCAAUACCGCUGCUCAAUAUUUUAAGUUGGCAAGCAGAUCGUCUUUCAUAGAUGCUGCAUUUUAUGGAUUUAAUUCAUGUCUACCAGCAGAUACUGCUACAAGUCUUGGAGAUCACUACUCUUGAAGAAUCCUCAGCUGUAGGGUGCCUCUGUUCUGAACAUCUCUGUUACAUGUUGACAAAACUGCAUGCUUCAGAUUUGUUGCUACUUGUGAUGCCAUAUUGUACACACAAUUGCUGCAUCAAAAUGCUUGUAUGUAACGGACAAAGUUUGUACUAUGUAUGAUAAAACUUUUUUUUAGUAUUUUGUGCAUGUUAUUUUAGAUGGGAAAUUUACUCUGAAGGACCUUUGUUUAUGGUUUAGUGGGUAAACAGAUCAUAUAUUGUGGUUAUAGACUAGGACAUUGUCCAGAUUAGUCCUUGCUCUUUGCUGAGUUUCCUAAUUUCAGUCAUGGUAUGGACACGGUUGUGUUUCACUAUGAUAUUCUCAAUUGGUAAUUCUCCAGUUGACAAUUUAUCUAAGCAGGCUUUGAAUGUGGAAUAUGACUUAUGGAGGGAAUAUUUGAAGCAUGGUCACUUAGAAUAGUAGCAUUUUACACCAAAGAAAAUAGCUUGUUAUCCCUGUGCUGGAUCCCAGAUUAUUUUUUAAUAUCCUGACCGUGACCAUCACAUGCAGAAUUUUCUUUCCAGCGAGAGAAUCGCUAUUCUCUCACGGGCAACUGUAAUGUAUUUAGAAAUGCCCAUUAUGAACAAAAAUAAGAAAAAUCUGUGGAGCAUAAAUUCUAAUAUCGUUAUGUGUGGAACAGGUCAAAAUUUAGAAAAUUUCUGAAUCAUUUCCCUUAUUUUCUAGAGAACCUGAAAGGAUGUUUUGAAAUGUAUUGUUCCCCUAUUUUUACAUUGAUAGUCACUAAGCUACAGUAGUCAAUGGAUCUGAACCAUAUAGUGCAUGGAGGGGCCUGGUUUUAUUACUCUCUCCUCCAUCUCCAUGCAGUAAAAUUACAUCCCAGUAAUAGCUUGGUUUUGAGGUAAGCAAAGGACACUGAGGGGUAAAAUUUCUGAAGCUGUUGUCCACCACUGGCUCUGCUUAUCUCUACAAAUCCUGUGCACUCGGUGACCAGUUUUCUCGUGUGCAGUUUCUCACCAUAUCAUUCACUAAUUGGUUGAAAUUAUUUCCUGUCCUCUUACCAGAAGUUUAGGUUCUGAUGUUCUGGGCAUCAUAUCCUGCCUUCAAAAUUCAUUUUGGGAAUACCUAUGUGUUGUGAUUUGUCAGGGAUUGUAGCAAGACUUUUGUUGCACAUGUAAAAGGAAAAUAAUAUAUCUUCUUGUUUUCUCAAUGAUAGGGAAACCUUUGUCACAAGGGAAAGUUGCUUUGGCAAAUACAUUUUUGGUCAAAGUGGAAACCUUAUCGGUUACUGGACUGUGUGCACAAUGUUUUUUUUUCCUGGAGUGACAACAUUUGAAAAGAAACGGAGAGAAAUGUUGUUCCACCAAUCGUUUUUCUGUACGAGUAUAAAAGUUCAUAUCUGCCGGAACUAAUACUGAUAGAAAGUCAAUUUAUUUUAAAAUUUAUUUUGUUAUGCAAUAUUAUUUAAAAAUAUUAGUUUGCCUUACUGUAUAUAAAAGUGAAAAUACUUACUGUGUUUCUUCCCAAAGUUCUACUUUUCCUUGGUAAUUUACUUCUCUUCAGGAAAAUAGACAGCUAGUUAAUGCUACAGCUGUGGAUUCCAGUUAAUUGGGACACAUCGGGAGCUGUUGAUUUUGGCUCAUUUAAGCAGCUGCCCAAGUUAGCUGGUUUCAUGGAAAAGGUAUAAAAAAGACAAACUACCAUUUAACUGAGUCACAGAUUAUGUAUUUAAACGAAAUACAGAACAAACUAGAACACUUUGUAUUAGUUCCUAAUAGUUGUGUGCUGCCAUGUUCUUUUAAUUGACUGCAAGUGAACAAAAUCAGCGCCGAUACCUAGUGCAGAAUAAUGGACAGCCUUCAUGCAAUGAUAUCGACGAUUGCAUCCUCCAAAUCUUCAUUUUCAUUGCAACAUUCAAGAUGAUUGUUGAUACCUUCAAAUUCUUUGUAGUGCCUAACUUGUUGAAGCAGUAAAAUUGUUUAAUUUUCACUCGCAGCUGUUUCUAGAAUUUCCAAGCCUCCAUGCUUGAAACCACAGUGAGCAAACAGUUCUAAAUUAUCUUACUGCUUACUUCUCGCCAACUAUCAGUGACAAAAAUUACUGCUUUAUGAACACAAAAACACACAAAUGAUGCUACUUAAAAAUGGUCGCUUUAAGCGCGGUGUAGUGUCUGACAACGACAUAAGUGCAUGUGACUGAUGCUAGUUAGAAACUUUUCGGCAAGUCUCCUGUCCCAAUUGAAUGACAUAGUGUUCCAUAUAAACAAAGGGAAUCCCAUUUAUUUUCUCGAUCCAUUUUUGUCCCAAAUACAUAGCUGUCCCCAUUAAUCAUAGCCCAAUUAACUGGAAUCUACUGUACUUACAUUUACUGCUGAUUGCAAGAGUUCAGUUUCUUCUCUUUUCAGAUGUGGAACCCUGCUUCUGAUUGUUGGGGGUUCCAAUAGCAGUUACUAAUGCAGACCAACAAGUGAUAUCUUGUGAAGAAUGUUCUUAAAUGUUGAAAUGCACCAAGGUAUUGCAGCAAAUUGACAAGAAUUCCUUGUCCCUGCAGAGGCUUUCAACAGCAGAAAAACACCUUGCUUCCUUGUUUUCAUGGAUGAUAUAUAAAUGUUAUAGCAUUAGGAAUUUUUUGAUUAUAUGAUAGAACUUACUUUUCUAUUACUGUUCUUGGAUGAGAAACUGGUGAAACAGCAGUUAUUGUAGUCAAGUUUUUGGUUAGUUCUAAAGUGAUCUACUUAGGAAAUUGCUCUUUGUGCUUUAGGUCAAAAUAUAUUUUUUUAGGCUUUUUGAUCUAAAAUUAGUUCUGAUUAAACAUUAUUGGUUUUCAACUCAAGAAUUAAUGGUCUCUGCAUAACAGAGAAAGCUGUAUUUUUAUUUUUAUCCCCCUCACUCGAAUCUUUAAAUAAAGGACUGUAUUAAAAUCAGAAGUGGUACAUUACAGUUUUUCAUUCAAAUAUAGUCUUUUUAAAGAAUUUUAAGUUACAUUCUUAUAGUAUGCUACUAAUUAUUUUUGUAGGUAAUCCAUUGCUUUCUCCUCCUUCAUCCAUACACAAAUAAAAUUAUACAAAAACUUGUAUUUCAGUUCUCACAUCACUGUUUAUCUUUCAGGUGCAUUCUGCCAUUUCUGAUACUGCGUUAAUGUGAGGGGAAAAAAAUCACAUUAAAAAAAUUGGUUCACUUGUUAACAAAUGGAGUGCAUGGUUCUUUUUCAAAGUGAUGCUGACUCUGCAUCUGUGGGAAGUUGCCAGCUUAAACCUGGCACUUUAGAGGUGAGGAGGGCACAGUGGAGGUGUAGUCAUGUAUGUUUGCUUUAGUGACAGUUAUGAUAAUGAAAACCUUUAUCAACAAAUAUCUCAGAUCAUCUGUCCAUCCAAAGCUCUCAGAUCAUAUCAGGAAAUACAGAAAUGUCUGUCUUAACUUUCUUUUAUCUGCAGUUUAAAUUGUUUAUUCUCCCAUAUUGUAUGGCUAUUAUUUAUAUGGAUUUUUACUGACCUCCUGAUAUGAAGUGACUUAAUUCUUUUUCUUCUAACUCAGUUGAGAAUUUGCAACUUCAAGAAUUCUGAAACUGAAUCAAUAUGCAAAACAUUGGCUUAUUUAUUCCUAAAUGUAAAGAUGUGUAGAAAUUAUUUACAAGUUUUAAUAUAUUUAAAAUAUAUUUUACUUUCUAAAUUCACUGACUGCUUAUUGUAUUUUUGUCAUAAUUCAAGAUUUGUCUCAUUCUUCAAAUCCCUUUUUAUAUACUUGUUCCACUGCACAUAAAUAUUUUCCUGCCUUUUUCGGUGGCAAUAACAAAAUAGGAUGAAAGUAUAGUCUACCAGCUGUAGCAAUUCUUGAUAUAAGUUGUAUUUAUGAUGGAGCACAAUAUUUACAUGUUAUUCUUCUUGAAUAAUAUUGAACUUUUUGCAUCUUUUUAAUUGGGUCAUACACAGAUCUAAAUAAAUUGCUUCUGGAGUUUUCUCUGAUAUGAUUUUGCAUUCCUGUGCUUUUAUGAACCUCCAUAUCUAAAGAAAGAUGCAAUUUCACAGGAGGAAAUUCACCAGAAUACUCUCUGAUAGGACUGGUUGUCCUAUUACGCAAUGUUAAACAGGAUGACACUCACCAGAGUUUAGGAGAAGAAGUGAUCUUACUGAAGCAUAUAAGGGGUUUGACUGAAAAAAAGUGGAAAAGAUAUUUCCUCUCACAGGAGACUCUAGAACCGAAAGGCAUUGUUUCAAAAUAGGGGGGAAUUCAUUUAGGACCUUAAUGAAAACUUUUUUUUGUCAGAAGGUUGUAAGUCGUUGCAACUCUUUUUCAUACAGGUAAGGGCAGUACCAUUUUGCAUAUUUUACGACUUAGUUUAGAUUCCUAAUAAGGAAUGGGUAAUGGCAAAAAAAUGGACUUGGGGAAUGUCUGAUCCUUUCUGAAUGGUAUUGCAGACUCGAGGCAAGAGUCUCCUACUUGUGGUCUGUGGCAGAAAAUAAUUGAGUCAUCCAUCACAGAGGGAAACCAUUGAGCCCAUAUGUGCCUGUAUCUGCUCACUGAAUUAGUUUCAAUUAAUCUUGCUCUUCUGUUCUAUCCCUGCCUUUUCUCAGGUUCAUUUUUGUUUACUCGGUCUUCCAAUCACCUACAUUCCUGCCAAUAGAAAGUUUCCUGAACUGUUUAAUCAAAGUCCCUAAAACAAUUGCUGUAUCGCAUUCAGAGCAGACUGUUAUGCCAUAAAAUAGGAUACUUAUCCUGCCACCAAAUAACACAGAAGUCCUUCUGGCUGUGUUAACAAUGCCCUUGAGGAAAUUACUUCUCAUGAUCAAUGCUAGUUGGAUGAGUCAACAGAAAGCUGAACAACCUUGGUGCAUUCUCUCAGGAGCCCUACGUAACUUAACUUCCCACCAUGUCAUGGAAAGUUUGCAAUUGUUCUAGAGCAAUUAUCAACCAGUUUUAAACAUAUCUUCAUGAUGUCAUUUGAGUCUCCUGGAUCAGCCAACAUCUUGAUUAAAUUAAGCCAUACUUUAUUUAGACAGAUUCAUUUGAGCAGAUACCACCAGCAACUGUAUACUCAGCGCAUUUCUCCUGACACUCAAACUGCCUGUGGUAGAUCUUCCUCUUUUUCCAGCCAUCUCAUUAGAAUCUUUCCUUUCUGGAUACCCAGACAACCUGGGGUACAAGCAAAAUAAAAACUAUAUACUUAGUAGAAGGUAGAAUGAUGUCAGCAUAGAGGACAAAAAUAAGAAAGCAAAUUUAUAGAAUACACUACACAUAUACAUUAUACUGCUGGGUCCUUUCCAUGAACUCCUAGUUACUGCUCUCUAGCAACCAUGAAACUCUUAAGCAAGUUUUCUUUAAGUUUAAUAUUCUAUUCAUGAAAAAUUCCUCCCUUGCCUCAUUAUUUUGUUUCAUUAUUCUUUAUUCAUAUUAUUUAUUAUUUUUCUGCUGUAUUGUCAUUAUACUAUCAAUUAAAUAGUUUGUUCUUGUUACUAUAAUCAGGCAGGAAGUACAGGAGCCUAUAGACCCAUGCUCAAUAUUUCAGGAACAGCUUCCUUCCCGCUGCCAGUAGAUUUUUGGAUAGUCCAUGAACACUAUCUAAUUAUUCUUCUUUGCCGCUAAUUAUUUAUUAGUCAUUUAUAGCAAUUUUUAUGUCUUGCACUGCACUGCACUGCUGCUGCAGAACAAUAAAAUUCACUGUGUAUAUAUGAAUGAUAAUAAACUUGGUUCUGGUUGUCCUUUAAGAUUCCCCCUUAAUAUCCUGAUGACGGGUCUCAGCCCAACAUGUCGACUGUUUACUCUUUUCCACAGAUGCUGUCUGGCCUGCUGAGUUCCUCCAGCAUUUUGUGUGUGUUGUUUAGAUUUCCCGCAUCUGCAGAUUUUCUUGUGUUCGCUAAUAUCUAGCUUGUCCCUCACUACGACCUUUUAUUAACCUGGUAUCAAAUUUUGUUUGGUAUUUUAUGAAAUAUCUUGUAAUGUUUUACUGUGUAAAUUCCAUUCUAUAAAUGUAUGUUAGAUUUUUUAGUUACACCAAUACACAGGAACCCAAUGAUCACAUCUGAGUAUAAAAUGAUUCUAGUUAAACGGAAUUAAGUAUCUGCCCAUUCCUCUUAGAGUAUAAAUGACAGCAGCUCACUUUUUGUUGCUUGUUCUUUGCUACUUUAAAUUUUAAAAAUGAAUAAAGCUGUUUAACAUAAGAUAUACAUGGAUUCAAAGCGGUGAAUGGAAGAGAGCAGGGCUUGACCUUGCUCGAUAGCUAGCUAUUGAUAGCCCAAAGAGAAGUGACAAAAAUAUUUCUCAUAAACCAUCACCACCUUCCCAAAGUUGUACAUUUCAUAUCCUCCAAUCCUGUUGUCACUUACAUGUAUGUUGGAGCCACACACAGCGCUGGCAGUACUCGGUGGAUGGAAAUGAACAGUUAACACUCUGGGUUGACAUUCAUCACCUGUACUAGAUUGUGGGGCGGGGGGGGGGUUCUCGAUCCAAAAUGUCUCCUGUCCAUUUCCCUCCAUUGAUGUUGCUCGAUUCACCCUGUUCCUCUGGCAUCCUGUAUGAUGCUUAAAUAUGCAAUCGGAUUUCCAGAUUUAAAUGUAACUUUGACUGUAACAUUUGCGUUUGAAGAUGUGGCAGAAGAUGAUAUGACUGAGUUUAUGGUGGCAAUUCAUUUGUGCAAAGAGCUUGAUAUUUGAGGCCUUUUUAAAGCAUUAAGUGGGAAACGAAUAAUGUACACAAUAUACCUGAUAGUUUACAUAAAACAAAACCUGGUGAUCAGACAGAGUUGUGUGGCAUCUGUUGCUUGUUUAUCAUCUAAUGGGAAAAUUGAUAUUCAGCUCCAGCUAGAUAUUAAAGGUUGUAUCUGAAACACUGUUUUUGACUUCAAGACAUAUCACUUUGUAUUCCCUAUUUUGUAAUUAGUUAUCAUAAAUGAAAUUUUAAAAAAUAAUGUUUUAUUUAAACAGCUUAUUGAAAUGUUUUGUGCAAUGUGAACAUUUUUACCUAUAUUGGUUUACUCUCCAUUGUACACUGAUUCACAGUUAAAUGGAUGAAUAAGUUGGGGUUUAGAUUUAUUAAAUAUAAUUUAUCAUUUAAUAGAAAUAGAUGUAUUUUGAUGUUAGUUAAGUAGAUUAUCUGUAAAAAGAUUAGAUUGUCAUUACCUACACAAUUUCUUACCCAGUUUCAUUCCUAAUUGUUUAUUUUCUAACCAUGAGUUAAAAAUUGAAGAUUUUGCUUUUCAGUGGUUUUCACCUUAGUAUAUGUCUACUUUGUAUGAUUAUACUUUAUUUUCUCUUAUUUGUGGACAUGUAAGAUGUUUAUUGAGUAUGUUUUAAUCAUUAAAAAUAAUUAUCCUCCUUAUCACAACCUAAUUAAAUUCUCAAUACACAGCAAAGAUUUAAUUGAGACUGUACAGAUUAUACCUCUUUAGUUUAGCCAUAGUUGACAAUAGCAGUGAAUUUGACACUGAAUAGACGAUGACAGUAGUUGAAAGCAAUGAAGAAUUUAAAGUGCAAAGUGAUGUAUUUUGAGAAGUAAAAGUGGGAGCAGGACCUAUACAGUAACGGGUCGGGCACUAAGGAAUGUUGGUGAAUAGAGACUGAAGAGUCCAAUUCCAUUGUUCCCUGAAAGUGGCAACACAAUUUGAUAGUGUGAGGGAGGCAUGUAACAUGCUUACCCUCGCAAGUUGGGGCAUGGAAUAUAGGAUGAAUUCAUUAUAGUUUCCAAAUUUAUUUUGUUUUUUCUGCUACUAAUAUUUGUUCAAAUCCGAAGUGUAUUUCUCCCAAUGUUUGUCACAGGAAAAAGUGUUUUGCAUGCUGGAGGGCAAUAACCUG
Messenger RNA from Mobula hypostoma (lesser devil ray), 11186 nucleotides. It is a transcript of the gene c7h5orf24, whose product is annotated as chromosome 7 C5orf24 homolog. The transcript is spliced from 3 exons. The coding region runs from base 383 to 958 and encodes 191 amino acids. The record is from RefSeq and is a predicted model, not a curated record. Lineage: Eukaryota; Metazoa; Chordata; Chondrichthyes; Myliobatiformes; Myliobatidae.